AUGGCAUCCUGCACUGAAUUUGAUGUCCUCCGCCCCCGCAAAAAGGCCAGAAGAUCCUGCUUAUAUUGUCAAAAGGCCCAUAAAACAUGCGGGAAUGAACGCCCUUGUGGGCAAUGCGUGAAGCGCAAAGUGCCAUCGCAAUGUGUCGAUGGACACCGCAAACCGCCUAAAUACCUCAAUGAGAAUACGAAGAAAAGAGGCAAGGCUGCCUUAGAUCGCGGUUUUACUUCUAUGCAGCAAUCCCAGUAUCAACAAGAGAUUAUUCUAGAAACUACAAGAUAUGAUAGUGAGAGCGCUCAACAAGAAUACAACGACGAGGAACAAAUCCGAGACUACAGGCGAGACCCAUUUGAGGAAUUCUUUGAUGAGCUCAUUGAUUCAAACUUUUUCUAUACUCAACGCCCAAGUUUCAAAUUCGGAAAUCAAGGUUCUGGGGGUACUAUUGUUAAAGGAAAUGGGGAUUUCACCCCGUUCUUCUCAAAUGCUGAAUACUCAACCUGGUCAGAGAGAUCUUCUAGCGUAUCCGAAGAUAGUGAAGCAGAGGCCUCAUACCAAGCUCUGGAUGACGGUGUCCGGGCCAGCUUGGCAAAGCUACAUAAGAACACGAGAGAGGAACUAUAUUCCGGAUUUGCUAUCAGCAGUGGUUGGUCAAGUACAUUCUUUCCUCACGGAAUGGAAGAAUAG
Molecule: messenger RNA, 684 nt
Organism: Penicillium robsamsonii
Lineage: Eukaryota; Fungi; Ascomycota; Eurotiomycetes; Eurotiales; Aspergillaceae
Product: Zn(II)2Cys6 transcription factor domain-containing protein
Exons: 3
Coding region: 1-684 (227 amino acids)
Biological process (GO): regulation of DNA-templated transcription
Molecular function (GO): DNA-binding transcription factor activity, RNA polymerase II-specific; zinc ion binding
Source: RefSeq, a predicted model, not a curated record